Helianthus annuus (common sunflower) is the source of this 2842-nucleotide messenger RNA. Its product is annotated as mannosyl-oligosaccharide glucosidase GCS1. Gene Ontology annotation, biological process: protein N-linked glycosylation; oligosaccharide metabolic process. Bases 158 to 2716 code for a protein of 852 amino acids. The transcript is spliced from 22 exons. The record is from RefSeq and is a predicted model, not a curated record. NCBI's taxonomy places the organism in Eukaryota, Viridiplantae, Streptophyta, Magnoliopsida, Asterales, Asteraceae. Gene Ontology annotation, cellular component: endoplasmic reticulum membrane. Gene Ontology annotation, molecular function: Glc3Man9GlcNAc2 oligosaccharide glucosidase activity.
AAUCCCAAACACACUAGUGCCUAACCGGUCAGAACACAAUAGCUGAACAAACAGCCCAGUGAUCUGUUGACUUCCAGUGGUUCCAAAUUCUACCUCGUAACUCCCUUUUUCCCAGCUCCGGCUGCCGCUCCUGGAUGAAUUUCACAUCACCGGAAACAUGAGCGGAGGAGAUGGCCGGAAAACAGCUAGAAACAGAAUCAAACCAUCAACCACCACCACCACCACUACAGACGAUCAUCGCGAACUUCGUAACCGCAAGGGUUUACGUAAGGAAAGAGGCAAAGAUCAACUUCGCAUACUAGAUGUUAAUUUCGCUCUUCUAGGGUUUAUUAUUCUAACCUCAUUAGUCGCCCUACUCUUCGUCUUCCGUUCCGUUCAGUUCACCGAUGCAGAUCAUCCAUUGCCUAGGGUUAUCACGCCCUUUCCUGCUCCCAAAAUCAUGGACCUUGAGAUUUUUCAAGGUGACCAUAAGGAGAGCUUAUAUUGGGGAACUUAUCGCCCUCACGUCUAUUUUGGCGUCCGAGCAAGGGCUCCAGAAUCAUUGGUUGCUGGACUGAUGUGGCUUGGUAUAAAAGACGGUCGAUAUUUUAUGAGACAUGUCUGUCAAGAUGCAGACGACCUUCAAACGUAUGGUUGGAAUAAACAUAAUGGGAGAGAUUAUGGACAUCAGGUUAUAAUUGAUCACGGAAUGACAUUGACGACGAGCUUCUUGAAAUCUAAAGGAAAUGGUAGCGGCUAUGGAGGAGACUGGGCUGUUCAAGUUGGAGUGCAAUACGAAAAAUUAAUUGAAGGUAUGCCAGAUGCUGCACAUCUUUUCUUUUAUGUGGCUGAUGAGGGCCAAAAUACGCUCAGACUGGGUAGAAGCGUAUCGGAUAUAGAUGAGAAGUCUCUAUUGGCAUUUGGAUCACGAGCUGAUGUUGGUGACUGGGAGAUACAUUUAAAAUCAACGGAUGAUUUUGAAGUCCACCAUAUUGGUUUGAAGACGCCUCACAUUCACAAUCUCUCUGAUCUGGUUCAAGGAAUUCUCGGCCUACAAGUAAGAAACUUUGGUCAUUUAGAGCUUCCAGACACAUCUGAUGAUUCUCCCAACAUUUUCGUUUAUCAGAUCACUGCUCGAACGCCUUUUAAAGCAGACAUUGCUUUUGUAACUGGAACCGAUAUUGAUAAUGAUAAAGUCGAAGAACGUGUCAACAGCCUCACAGGUACAUCAUUGACUAGUCAACUUCAUAAGAAGGAAAAUGAAUUCGAUGAUAAAUUCAAGAAAAUCUUUAAUCCGUCUGACAAGCUUGAUUUAGAAUCUGUGGAAGUUGGUAAGGCUGCUAUUGGAAAUUUGUUAGGUGGAAUCGGGUACUUCUAUGGCCAAUCAAAAAUAUUGUUUCCACAACCCUCUAAGCAUCGAUCUGAUGGUGAUUCUAUAUUAUACUGGCCGGCUGAGCUGUAUACUGCUGUUCCAAGCCGCCCUUUUUUUCCAAGAGGAUUCUUAUGGGAUGAGGGUUUUCAUCAACUAUUAAUAUGGCGAUGGGACACACAUAUUUCCAUGGAUAUUAUCGGACAUUGGUUAGAUCUUAUGAACAUCGAUGGUUGGAUUCCACGAGAGCAAAUUUUAGGAGCUGAAGCUUUAAGCAAGGUGCCUGAAGAAUUUGUUGUUCAACGCCCAAGUAAUGGAAAUCCACCAACGUUAUUUUUAGUCCUACAAGAUCUGGUUUGUGGUAUGAAGAGAAACCAAUUUUCUGCUACGGAAAACAAGGAGAUGUCUGCUUUCUUUGAACGAUCUUUUGGUCGUUUAGAAGCAUGGUUUCAAUGGUUUAAUACCACCCAAUCAGGCAAGUAUACAAGUAGCUAUUAUUGGCAUGGAAGAAAAGAGAGUCAGACCAUUUUUGAACUAAAUCCAAAGACCCUAUCUUCCGGUUUAGACGAUUAUCCACGCGCAUCACACCCGACUGAUGAGGAACGCCACCUGGAUCUUAGAUGCUGGAUGCUUCUUGCAGCAGAUUGCAUGCACUCCAUCUCAGAGCAGCUUAGGAAUAAAAAGGAAUCUUGGAAGGCAUAUAAAGAAACAGCCGAACUCCUUGCUGAUUUUGAUCUUCUUAACAAGAUGCAUUUUGACGAAGAUUACGGAGCGUAUUUUGAUUACGGGAAUCACACAGAAAAGGUUCGUUUAAGACGGCAACUAGUGGAGAAAAACGGCAACCAACCACCAAGUCUAGAGCUUGUCAGAGAAGUUUUAGAGCAACCGGUGUUGAGACUGGUUCCACAUGUUGGAUAUGUUAGUCUUUUUCCCUUCAUAUCGAAAAUCAUCCCAUCCAAAUCAUGGAUCCUAGAAAAACAGCUUGACAUUAUUUCAAACACGAGCACCCUCUGGACUAAUUAUGGAUUACGCUCGCUCUCUAAAACAAGCUCAAUGUACAUGAAACGAAAUACAGAGCAUGACCCACCAUAUUGGAGAGGCCCGAUUUGGAUGAACAUGAAUUACUUAAUUCUUUCAUCACUGCAUCAUUAUUCAAAAGAGGAAGGGCCAUAUAGAGAAAGAGCUGAGACAAUAUACAAUGAGUUGAGGGGCAAUCUGAUUAGAAAUGUGAUGAAGAAUUACAAGCAGACGGGUUAUUUAUGGGAACAAUAUGAUCAGAAGAAGGGUAAUGGAAAAGGCGCACACCCUUUUACUGGUUGGACUUCACUGGUUGUUUUAAUCAUGGCAGAAUCAUAUAGUGAAUGUUAAGUUAAGUUACAAUUUUGACCAUUAUAGAAGUUAGUAUCUGUUGCACGUUGUCAGGACCUGUAAUCUGUAUGGUAUUUAGAAAGCUGUUACUUUAAAAGCCCACAAAAUAUUUGAAAUUUAAGUCCA